AUGGCGAUCGAAAUUCUUCCAUUAACCGAGGCCGAUAUUCCAAGUGUGAUCCAGGUGAUCCAACAAGCCUUCGCCGAUGACCCAUACUUCAAAUGGGUGUUCGAUGCUUCCACCUUCAGCCAAGAAAGAAACUAUUCCUCUCUCGCUGCGCGCUGCCGCUGGGGCAUAAAUAACGCACUCUUUCAAGUCGCCAAAGAAACAUCCUCCAGCUCCAGCUCCAGUCCGACGCCCAUUCUCGGCGUCUCCUGCUGGCUGGCCCCGCACCCGCCUUCCCAGCCCGAGUCCUGGUACUCCUGGUUUCAGUCCUGGGUGCUCACCUUCAAUCAGAUUGCCACCAACAUCCGGUACCGCGGCCGCGGCGGGCUCCGCACCAACCGGUACUGGAUCUGGAAAGCGCAGCAGCAGGCGGCGCAGGCGCAGAUCUGGGACGACCCGCGCGGAUACUACUUCUGCAACAUUGUUGCGGUGAGUCCAGAGGCACAGGGCAAGGGCGUGGGCCGGAUGUUGUUUGAGGCUGUGACGAACCGGGCAGAUGCGGAGGGUAUGAAGUGUUAUCUGGAGAGCUCGAAGAAGGUCCCGAAUGUGGGGAUUUAUGAGCGCAUGGGGUUUGAGAUGCGGAGGGAGAUGGAGUGCAAGGACGGGGAUGAUGCCAUUAUGCUUUACUGCAUGGUGCGAAAUCCGAAGACCGAGUAA
Penicillium macrosclerotiorum is the source of this 693-nucleotide messenger RNA. Its product is annotated as GNAT family N-acetyltransferase. The transcript has 3 exons. NCBI's taxonomy places the organism in Eukaryota, Fungi, Ascomycota, Eurotiomycetes, Eurotiales, Aspergillaceae. The record is from RefSeq and is a predicted model, not a curated record. Gene Ontology annotation, molecular function: acyltransferase activity, transferring groups other than amino-acyl groups. The coding region runs from base 1 to 693 and encodes 230 amino acids.